Molecule: messenger RNA, 1279 nt
Organism: Phragmites australis (common reed)
Lineage: Eukaryota; Viridiplantae; Streptophyta; Magnoliopsida; Poales; Poaceae
Exons: 6
Coding region: 60-902 (280 amino acids)
Biological process (GO): regulation of translational fidelity
Cellular component (GO): cytoplasm
Molecular function (GO): tRNA binding; nucleotidyltransferase activity; double-stranded RNA binding
Source: RefSeq, a predicted model, not a curated record
CUGGUUCGCUUCCGGGCUCCUCUCGCGGCGGCGGACAGGGGAGCAAGAGGAGAGGGGAGAUGAAGGCGUGCGCGAAGGCGGCCGGGGAGAGGCUCCCCCUGGUUCGUCCUCCGUCCACCAGGCAGCCGCUGGCUCGGAGCUUUGUAAAGGUAAGCAGAUUAUCCUCUCAACAUGAGACAAGGUCUGUAGUGUCCUGCUCAGUUAGGGUGUCAGAAAACACGGCACACAGAAUGGAAGCCAAGGCAGAAAACAUUUUCCCAGCAACGAAAGAUCAUGUCGUGAAAGCAACUGAUGCAAUCAGCAGAGGGAAAGUGAUCGCGGUGCCCACAGAUACAAUAUACGGGUUUGCUUGUGAUGCCUGCUCUGCAGGGGCAGUUAAUCACAUAUAUGAUAUCAAGGGGCGCAUACAAACACGCCCUUUGGCAAUCUGUGUUGCUGAUGUCUCAGACAUAUCACGGUUUGCUUUAGUGGAUCACUUGCCAUAUGGCUUGCUUGAUAAUCUACUUCCUGGGCCUGUCACUGUUGUUCUGAAACGAGGUGAAAACAGCAUAUUAGAGGGAUCACUUAAUCCUGGCUUGGAUAGUAUUGGAGUUCGUGUGCCAGAUUUGGAUUUUAUACGCUCCAUUGCCCGUGGUGCUGGAAGUGCACUUGCACUUACUAGCGCCAACUUAAGCGGACAGCCUAGUAGUGUCAGUGUCAAAGAUUUCGAGGAUUUAUGGCCACAUUGUUCAUAUGUCUUUGAUGGUGGAAUACUUCCUUCUGGACGUGCUGGCUCAACAAUUGUUGACCUAAUAACACCGGGAGUCUACAAAAUAUUGAGAGAUGGAAGCUCAAGGGAGGAAACAACAGCAGUGCUUGGCAAGUUCGGCUUUGUCAAAGCUUCACGACAACCUGGUGCUUGACAAAGUUGCAAAAAUAACUUCAUGUGAGAACAAGAAGCAUCAAAGUGGCCGCAGCUAACUUUGACCUGAAGCCAAAGCCAAUGGAUGAUAAGCUGAAGCAUGGAAUAUUUUGUUAGGGUGCUCAGGAGUCUGGCCAGCUCGCUAUACUCACAGCUGGUUUCCCUACCCUAGGUCUCCAUUAGACAAGCCUGAUAGGUGAGAGACUUUUUAUUUUUUUAUGUCAUGUUCCUCCGUCAUCAAUUUUUGAUGUAGAACUAAAUUUAACAAUCUCCUCCAUCACACAUAAUCUGUGUGACCCUAGAGACGUUUUGGUUACACCUGUAACAGUACGACCCUGAAGAUGUUUCGGGUUUUGCCAAUCUUAGGUUUUGGUACCA